AUGCUCUCGAAGGUGAUGUUCACGUCGGCAGGGCCACAACCAGCCUUUGCCUCACUCCAGAAUGCAAGCAGCAACAGCAAAAUGGAAGUGACAGACCCACUGAGCAUGUCGUCCGAAGCCACCACCACCACUGUCGUCACUGGUGGGGUGGCUGGUCGCUGUCCACCGUGCUUCACCCUCUACCCAACAGGCGCGGACAGAGUGGGCGCGCUGCAUGAUGGGGAUACUGAUCACCUUGCACCCACGGCCUCAUCCCCAGCGCGUGGCCUGGACGGCGUCUUGUCUUCUGCAUCAAAGACGAGCAAGUUUGGUGUAGCAGGGCAACCUUCCACCCCUGCGUUGCCAAAGCGCAAGUAUCCUAAACUCCUCACUCAGCUAGCACACGAACUCCGCUGGAUGCACAGGAACUUGCGUCAUAGGUGCGACAACCCCUCUAAGCAUCGUGUGAACAGCGUUUCAGAUGCAUCGCAGAGACCCAGUAGUCGUUCCUCGGACUCUCCCUCCCCCCACGCCGACGGCGAAGGCAACGAAGAGUUGCGCGUCACAACGAGCUUGCGCAGCUCAAUGCGGAGCUCAUCAUACCUGCGAAGUGAGAUGAUGAGCCGUGGCGGCAGCACCUCCACGCGCCACGCACAUGGAACGGCAAGAAACGCAAAACAACACAGCCUCACCCUGGCGAAGGGUGAGGCGAAGCAGGUGCACCCUGCCGCUCUACCAGAGGUGACGCCUGACCCAUACGCGCCACCCUCGUGCCAGUACGUGGUGCGGCACCUCGAAGUUGUGGAUGCGGAGGAAGACGCACUUGGCAGUGUCCGUAUUGACAGCCCUACUGACUCUGUGAUGGGCGCGGAGCAUGCUGGUGGGACGUACAGGGCUGCAGGGGUUUUGGGGACCACCUACCGGGGCCACGGUGGCUCGUCGUAUGCGGCUGAGUUUGGCAGGGACGACGCGAGCGAUGUGGAGGUAGGGGGAGCUGUCACCGCCAGUCCAUCAGACCGGCAAGGUCUCACGGUGAACGGUGCUCUUGCAGCCCAGGACAUCCGUGAGGGUGAGCAAGCGGACGACGAUGCGCCAGCCUCCGUCGACUCAUACCAGGUAUUCUUCAGCCGUAUCGUCGCCCUGCAACACCAACUGCAUGACCUGGAGCGACAGACGGCCAGACUUCGCGCGGUCUAUGAAGAGGAGCAGCAGGCACGUCUGCGCUCUAAGUCCAAAGGUCAGCAUCUGAGUUGGACCCGCACUGUCGAGGCUGCCAACACGAUUCACUUUUGGCGCCAGAAAGUGAGCGCUUUGCGUCUCUUCGAGGCGCAGUACAUGAACAUACUGAAGCUCUUCCAACAAAAUCUACAGCUCGUCGAUCCUGAAACAGAAAAGGCUCAACAACUCUGGCGGUCGUCUGCGAGCGCGGCUGCAAAGCCUGGAGCCACUCCAGUCGCUAUGCAGGCUCGCCGCACGUUUCUCUCCUCGCCGCAGGUAAUUGCGGUACAGGAACAGCAUUUGAAGAGCCUUGGUGAGCAGAUGAAGGCGUGCUGGAAGACGAACACGAUGCUGAGAGAGGAACUGCGCCACUUCGAGCAGUGCGAAGUGCGCGUGCCACACGUCACCUUCACUACGGCAGGCAUGGACAUCGAGCACUUUAUCGCUUCAUUACCACCGCGGAUAGCGCCCUGCGUCCUUCGCAGCGUCCCUUCGCACAGCUCUAUGCGAUCACUGGACAGCCUCGGAAGCGCAGAGACGCAAAUGCUGCUGACGGCUCAGAACUUCUCCCUCACCUCAAGUGACUACGACACUGAUGAGAACACCGCUAAAGCGGCAAACGCAAGCCGCAAAGUUGCCGAUGCGUCUGGCCGUGGAGGCAACGAAUGUUCACACAGCAGUCACCCCGUUACGCACCCUUCCCUGUGCCCUGCUGCCGCGUCAGCAUCGCCGCUGGCGUCGUACAUAAACCUCACGAGUAUCGUUACCAGCACCCCAGCCUCGCCUGUCAUACCAAAGAGACUGAAGUAUGUCAUUCGCUCCGCCACACUCGACCAUGAGGAGAGCAGAGGCAGCAGCUUCAAGAGCUGCAUCGCGCCGCUCUACAUGGACUCCGGGACAUCGACCACCAACUCGCAAACGCGGGGACACAGUGAGCGCCAUGUGACGUUCGCGCUGGAGCCGGAGGUGCUCGACGCGCGCCCUCGCUUCAGCGCCCACAGCCGCACCGUAGAGUUGCUAGAGCAGAUUUGUCUGGACAAGCAGGCGCUGUGGAGCGCGUUGCCAAUGCUGGAGAGUGCCCUGGAAGAGCACCUUGGUCAGCUGGCGCAGCUGCGCGCGCAGUGGAAUGCGGCCACAGCAGGCGAAGCGCUGACCCCCAUGCCAAGGGUCACGUCGCGGGUGUGUGAAAUCGUUGCCCCUAGCGAUGCUGGCCCCGAGUGCUACGCACAUGCUGAAGCCGCGGCGUCCUCACAGAAGUCAUUUUCAUCGACGACCACGCCAGAGAUAAAGACGGAGAGGAGCAGACGAAGCAGCAGCAAGGUGAACCUGGAGGUGUGUACAAAGUGCUCCGUGAUGUAA
This is a messenger RNA of Leishmania braziliensis MHOM/BR/75/M2904, 2556 nucleotides long. RefSeq lists its product as hypothetical. NCBI's taxonomy places the organism in Eukaryota, Euglenozoa, Kinetoplastea, Trypanosomatida, Trypanosomatidae. The record is from RefSeq and is a predicted model, not a curated record. The transcript has a single exon. The coding region runs from base 1 to 2556 and encodes 851 amino acids.